Messenger RNA from Lactuca virosa, 930 nucleotides. Lineage: Eukaryota; Viridiplantae; Streptophyta; Magnoliopsida; Asterales; Asteraceae. The record is from the annotation of a GenBank genome assembly.
GAACCACCUGAAAAUCGACUCUAGAUCACCAAAUCGGAAAACAAUUGUUGCUCCGAUAUGAUGGCUUCAAGCGAUAAAGCUCCCGACGUGAUGCCAAUGGGCGACGGAUCGGUCCCUCCGGGAAAACCCAUGACAGUGGGAGAUAAAGUUGUCGACAAAAGUGCUCAGAUCCUUCAAACUUUGAAACCCAUUAAACAAAUUAGCCAGCAUGUGUGUACCUUCUCCGUCUACAGCCAUGACAUGAGUCGACAGAUCGAGGCUCAUCAUUACAUCACUCGUCUGAAUCAAGAUUUCCUUCAGUGUGCCGUUUAUGAUUCCGAUGACCCUUCUGCUCGUCUUAUUGGGGUGGAAUACAUUGUUUCUGAUCGAAUCUUUGAUACUUUGCCUACUGAUGAACAAAAGCUGUGGCAUUCCCAUGAUCAUGAGGUUACAUCAGGAUUAUGGGUAAAUCCACGUGUUCCAGAGAUGCUUCAUAGGACCGAGCUUGAAAAUAUUGCACAUACUUAUGGAAAGUUUUGGUGUACUUGGCAAGUCGAUAGAGGUGAUAGGCUUCCACUUGGUGCACCAGCACUAAUGAUGUCGCCACAAGUAGUAAAUAUGGGGGUUGUACAGCCGGAGCUAGUCCUUGUGAGGGACAACAAAUACAAGAUAAAAACUGAUGAGCUUAGGAAAUCAAGGGCUGACAUUCCAGUAUCCAAACCUGGGAAUGCAAGAGCCUCUGAUUUCUGGAUGCAGAAUGGAAAGGGUUACGCAAUUGACAUAGAACCUGCAGAGAUGAAAAGGUUGGAAGGGCCAAAGUUCCCAUGAAUGUUCGUUUUAUUUUUGUAUUGGUUUAAUUAGAACAAGUUGAUGAUGUUAUGCCAUGCUUUUGCUUUAUAUUUCUGCUCAUGGGUCAGACGAUUAGAGGUUAAAGCAGUGUUUCCAUUUCAC